Coregonus clupeaformis (lake whitefish) is the source of this 5590-nucleotide messenger RNA. RefSeq names its product semaphorin-4G. The transcript has 16 exons. Gene Ontology annotation, molecular function: semaphorin receptor binding; chemorepellent activity. NCBI's taxonomy places the organism in Eukaryota, Metazoa, Chordata, Actinopteri, Salmoniformes, Salmonidae. Bases 467 to 3262 code for a protein of 931 amino acids. The record is from RefSeq and is a predicted model, not a curated record. Gene Ontology annotation, biological process: negative regulation of axon extension involved in axon guidance; neural crest cell migration; axon guidance.
AAACAACAGUCUCUCUCUCAUUCCUCUGCAGCCUGUAGUAACACUCCCAGCUAGCUGUCGUUCCUCCGUCUCAUCAACCAAAAGAUGGAACCUGCAGCAAGUAGAUGAGCCAGCCGGUUCAGCCUUCAGCCCAGAGAGAGAGCGAGAGAUUCCAGUGUUUGUUGGUGUGGGUGUGCUAUAUGUGUGUAUAUGUGUGUGUGUCUGCUGAGAGAAGAGAAGACUGCCUUCCAGCGUGUGUGUGUGUGUGUCUGAGUGACAGUGUUUCUUUGCUUGAGCGGGUGAGUCAGUGUGCGAGAUUCUUGCUCUGAAUAGUAGGAGAACGGGAACUCGCUAGUGUGUGUUCAUGUGAAUGGAAGCAUUAGCGUGUGUAUGAGAGUGUGUUUUCCACAGUGUGUGUGUGUGUGUGUACUCCUCGCUGAGGAGUAGUCGGAGGGAAGCUCUCUCCCCCUGGUGGGUGUGUGUGGAGAUGGUGUGUGCUGCCCUGUCCCCCCUUCUCCUGCUCCUAAGCUGUGGUGUUGGGGGAUACCCCUUCAGACCCCCCAUGGACCUGGAUGUCACCCCCAGGAUCACUGUAACUACCAGCGGUCUGUUGGGCUGCAGGCGUUUCCAGUCCUCAGUAGUGAACUACAGUACUCUGCUACUAGAGGAGGACAGGGGUCUUCUCUACGUGGGGGCCCGGGGGGCCGCGUUCGCUCUCAACGCCACAGACAUCUCAGACAGCACAGCUCGCACUAUUGAAUGGGAAGCCUCGACGGAGCAGAAGCAGCAGUGUCUGAACAAAGGGAAAGACGAUAAGACAGAGUGUUAUAAUCACAUCAGGUUUCUCCAGAGAUUUAAUACCACUCAUCUCUACAUGUGUGGGACUCACGCCUUCAGACCUCUUUGUGCAUACAUAGAUGAGGUGAGGUUUAAAGUGUCGUCUGAGUUUGAGGAGGGUAGAGAGAAGUGUCCGUAUGGACCUGCAACAGGCUACACUGGCCUCAUCGUGGACCAGCAGAUGUACACAGCGUCUCAGUAUGAGUUCCGGGGCUCUCCGGACGUCCGACGUAACUACCCCUCUCCCAUGGUGAGGACAGAGGAGGCACCCACACGCUGGUUAUAUGAGGCUGACUUUGUGGGCAGUGCCCUGGUGAGGGAGAGUGGGGGCAGUACCACCGGCGAUGAUGAUAAAAUCUACUACUUCUUUACCGAGAAUAGCCAGGAGCAGACACCAUACAGCCACAUUAGAGUGCCACGGGUUGGACGAGUCUGUAAGGGAGAUAGAGGAGGUCUGUUGACCCUCCAGAAGCGGUGGACAUCAUUCCUAAAGGCCAGACUGGUGUGUUCGCUGCCGGAAUACAACUUCCACUUCAACGUGUUGAGGAGUGUUUACACGCUGCCGGGGGACACACCUCAUGACACAUUCUUCUACGGCGUCUUCGGUCUCGAGUGGAAGAAUGUGAAGGUGUCAGCAGUGUGCCGGUUCUCUCUGUCUGAGGUCCAACGGGUCUUUGACGGGCCCUACAUGGAGAACCAGGACUCUGGAGACAAGUGGAGCGAGUACACUGGCAAGGUCCCUGACCCACGACCUGGAUCGUGUAUUACAGACCAGUUGAGAUCCAGAGGUAUAAACUCCUCCACCUCCCUGCCAGACGACGUCUUGAACUUUGUGAGGAGACACCCUCUGAUGUCCCAGCAGGUCAUGUCUACAGAGCAGCGCCCCCUGUUGUUCAGGAGAACCACAGACUACACCCAGCUGGUGGCUCACAGGGUGGAGGGUCUAGACGGGCAGAACUACCAUUUACUGCUCAUGGGCACAGACGAUGGCUGGCUGCACAGAGCUGUAGAGGUCAAGGGUCAUCUACACAUCAUAGAGGAGCUACAGCUGUUUGACCAACCACAGCCUGUGGAAAGCCUGGUCAUCUCACACACACAGUUGAAUGUGUAUGUAGGUUCUCCCUCUGGCGUAGUCCAGCUACCUCUCUCCACCUGUAGCAGGUACACUUCCUGUUACGACUGUAUCUUCUCCCGGGACCCUUACUGUGGCUGGGACGGACAGGACUGUGUGGACAUCACAGCACAGACUGACAGGUCUAACCUGACCCAGGACGUCCUGUAUGGGAACAGAGGAUGUGACAAUGAGCCGAUCCAGCACCGGAGCCGGUCUGUAAUGGUGGGAGAUGACAUGCUGCUCCAGUGUGAACUCAGCUCCAACCUGGCAACCCCAGUGUGGACUCUGGACGGGUCAGAGCUGCAGGGCUACGGCCUGGACUCUGGCUUCAGGGUGGGCACCGAUGGCCUCCUGGUCAUUGAGUCCCGACCAGAGCAGAGCGGGGAGUAUACCUGCCACGCCCUCGAGAACAGCGUCCGGGUCGCAGUGGUUACGUACUCUGUGACGGUUCGUCUAGACAUGCCACACCCCCCUCCCCCACACGUCGACCCAUCCCAAGACUUCUCCUACUACACCACCUGGGACUCGGACACUUCCACCCCUCCCCCCCCUCCUCCACCCAGCGCACCCCCCUCCUCUGAGAGGCCCCUGCUACACCCUCCCCCAGCCCCUCUUCCCCCCACCUCAGAGCUGCCACCCCCUCCCCCGGACCCUCUCCCCCCCACCUCGGCGCUGCUCUCCCCCAGGAGCAUGGAGGCUAUGUACCUGUCCCUGAUCACCAUCCUGGGAGGUCUGUGUCUGGUUCUGACUGUUGUCCUCCUCUACGUGGGCUUCUGUCUGCAGGGCAACCACAGGGGGAAGUACUCUCUCCGUGCUGCCGCCGCCACCGCUGCCUCUGCCAAUCACAUGGACAGGAAGAGGAAACACAGGAAGCAGCAGCAGAAACGCCACAGUAGCUCCGCCCACCUGGAUCUCAAGACCAUCUCCAGCCACUGUAAUGGGAACGGGAUCUGUAAUGGUAACGGCAUCUCCAAACAACCGGGGGACGGUGACACGCACGAAGGGGGCUUCCUCCAGAUCGUCCCGAGAGAGGGCCAGUCGUCCCCCAACAAGGACCCCCCUCCUCCUGCCCCUCCUCUCCCCCCGCCCCCUCAGACCCCCUUCAACCAAUCAGAGUGUGACUUGCAAGACUUCUCCAGCCCCAACGGCCUAUCGGCUACGUUACCCAGCGUCUUGCGGAGGAUGCACGGUAACAGCUACAUGUUGUUAAGACAGAGUGACGCGGAGAGCAGCUCUCCUCUCUGCUACUCCUUCACUGAGGAACUCAACAGGAUCCUGGAGAAGAGGAAGCACAUGCAGCUGCUGCCAAAACCAGACGAGAGCUCUCUGUAGUAGAGGGAAUAUCUCUCUGUGUCAGGGAGGUAGCUCCCCCUGUGGUGGGAGGACUGAACAGGACCCAUUUAAUAUAGGCUAUUUAGCAGACGCUUUUAUCCAAAGCGACGUACAUCAGUGAGUGGCCCAUUGGUGGCCCAAAACAGAGUGCUGUAGAGAUCCUUUGUGGAUGACUCAUGCUCCUCACGGAGUAAAACGGGUUUAAACUAGCCUGGACUGAAAAUAUGAGAGAAGGAGAUUGUUUUUUUGGACCACUGAAAAGGGACACACAUCUGGUGAGUCUCUUGCAGGUGGGUUGGAAUAUCAACUGUGUUUCAAAAGAAACGAUUUCUGCACACUAUUCGACCUUCCUAGGAGCUAUCCUCCUGCCAGCUCAGCAGAGCUCAGCAGGCUAGACCUGACCCAGCUCCAGUCAAUACACCUCCGUCUGGAUCAAUAUAAGACGAGCCCUGGAGGGGGUGAUUCAGGGGGCAGGCCUCAGAUCUCAGCCCCAGAUUAAGAGUCCUCGCUGAGCAGGACACGAGGGGCGGGGACCCUGGAAGUCUCAACACAGCCCAUGGUAACAAGGAAGAAGAGGAGGAAGAAGAAGAGGCUCAUGGGAAUAUGAGUUCUUGUGAAGUGUGAAACUGACCUUGACUUGACUUAUGUUUUCAAAUGGAUGCAGCUGUCCAAAGGAGGGACAAGAUGGGUUUUAAGAUGGUGUGCACUACACCUUUUUAGCAGGUUUCAUAUUGGACAUUGAGGGGAAAAGUGGAUUUGUUUUUAUUCUUGAAGUUUGUAAAUUAUGUUAAUAUUGAUUACAAUGGUAACACAAACUGUAAUAAUCAAAUUCAAGUAAUAUUAUUAACACAUAGCAACUCUUAACCCAAGAGAGAGUUUGUAAUCCAAUGAAAAUACCCUUUGAACAUUAUUUUUGUGUAAUAGGAAAUUGGACAGUAUUAACCGUUUUGAUGCUAUUUAAAUGCCAUUUCCUUCAGACAUUCCCUGGUUAUUAUGUACUCAACUCAAUGGACACUACAAACACAUCAGAACUAUGAGAGAUUCAACCCCAUCACACCAUGUCAAGAGACAACCCCAUCUGAGUAGGAGCUAAUGGAUUAGCAGCAUCCCUACACUGCUGACUCUCUCGCUCCUAUCCAACUCCAACCUAAUGGGUCUGAACUCUACCACGACAUCACAGCUCGGCCACAGAGGACCAGACAUCACUUCUGGGUCAUGGCCAUAACAACCCUUACACCUGAGGCCUGAGAGAUGCUGUCCAGUUUGGCGCCUGUCUGUUUGAAACAGAUCUUGCUAACUUCAACUCCAGCCAUUCUCAAAUAUGGUGUGAUGUCUGGUACCGUGACACUAAUAUCUUUCCCACCGGGAAUAGCUUCAAAAUGUCCAAACAACUUUGAAGAGUCACCGUUUGGAAUCAAACACAGUUCCAGUGCCAUUGGAAGACCAAUUAUACCGACUGAGGAAACAGUCAAAUCAUCCCUUCUACAACCAGUUCGCUGCUCUAUCCCAUCAUAACCUGAGAACUGGAUACCUCAGUAAGUAGUAUAGGUCAGGGUACAGUACAGAUACUCUCUGUAACCGGUAUACCCCUGUGCGGUUCAUCACAAGAUAGAGCAAACUGGGGAAAGGGGCAUUUAAUGGUCCUGGUCUUCACUUCAAACAACUCUACCCUCUCUAUAGUCCUCUCUGUAAGGAUGACAAACUAUCACAAAAUGGAUGCUUACUAUCCUAACUGUUGCCAAGUUUUAAAAUGAAUACACUAUUGCUGCCACUAUGUUCUUUGAAGUAAAAAAUACAUAUUGUAAUUUCGUACUAUGUUGCUAUUCUAUUGCCAGUGUUGUUGUUUUGAUGCCAUUUGUAAGAGGCUCUGAUGUGGGUGUCAUGAUGUCCAUUAGUGUUGCACUAGUAUUCUAAUAGCACUGUAGAAGAAACAGGGGUCUCCAACUCUGGUCCUGGACAUCUAGCGGCGGUGCAGGAUUUCGUUCCAGCCAGGCAAUAACACAGCUGAUCCAACAUAUUGUGGUCCAGAGUCAGACUGAAGACCGUGAUGAAUUGAGUGUGUUUAGUAGGUAUGUUAGUGAUGGGUUGGAGCAAAUCCCUGCACAUCCAGUCACUCUCCAGGGCCGGAUUUGGAGAACCUGUUGUAGAAGCAUGGUAUAUUAGCUAACCGCAUGAUGAACAGAAUACACCCACAUAACCAUAAUGUGACAGAUGAUAAGACUCUUGUCUGGCCUAUUAAUCUGGGUUUGCUUAGAUAAAGUUCCCCACAGCUCGUUAAGCAACUUCCACAGCAUCUCUCUCUCUCUCUCUCUCUCUCUCUCUCUCUCU